This is a messenger RNA of Rangifer tarandus platyrhynchus (Svalbard reindeer), 1563 nucleotides long. Lineage: Eukaryota; Metazoa; Chordata; Mammalia; Artiodactyla; Cervidae. The record is from the annotation of a GenBank genome assembly.
AUGCUGAACGUCCCUUCCCAGUCUUUCCCGGGCCCCAGCUCACAGCAGCGCGUCGCCUCCGGGGGGCGUAGCAAGGUCCCUCUGAAACAGGGCAGAAGUCUCAUGGAUUGGAUUCGACUGACCAAAAGUGGAAAGGACCUAACGGGAUUAAAAGGCAGGUUAAUUGAAGUAACUGAAGAAGAACUUAAAAAACACAACAAAAAAGAUGACUGUUGGAUAUGCAUAAGAGGCUUUGUUUAUAAUGUCAGCCCGUACAUGGAGUAUCAUCCUGGUGGAGAAGAUGAACUUAUGAGAGCAGCAGGAUCAGAUGGUACUGACCUUUUUGAUCAGGUUCAUCGUUGGGUCAACUAUGAAUCCAUGCUGAAAGAAUGCCUGGUGGGCAGGAUGGCCAUGAAACCUGCUCUUCCUAAAGACUAUCAUGAGGAAAAGAAAGUCUUAAAUGGCAUGCUUCCUCAGAGCCAAGUGACAGAUACACUUGCCAAAGAAGGUCCUAGUUCUCCAAGCUAUGACUGGUUCCAAACAGACUCUUUAGUCACCAUCGUCAUAUAUACUAAACAGAAGGAUAUCAAUUUAGAUUCAGUAAUAGUUGAUCAUCGGGAUGAUUCCUUUAGAGCUGAGACAGUCAUCAAGGAUUAUUCAUACCUUGUACAUGUUGCCCUAAGUCAUGAGAUUCAGGAAGAUUUUUCUGUGCUAGUUGUUGAGAAUGUGGGAAAAAUAGAGAUCGUCCUGAAGAAAAAAGAGAAUACUUCUUGGAAACGCCUUGGUCAUCCCCUGGAGAAUCAUAAUUCAUUUAUUCCAAAGAAAGAUACAGGUUUGUUCUACAGAAAGUGCCAGUUAGUUUCCAAGGAAAACGUGACUCAUGAUACGAAGCUCUUCUGCUUAAUGCUGCCACCGAGCACACAUCUUCAGGUGCCAGUUGGGCAACACGUUUACCUCAAGCUACCUAUUACAGGUACUGAAAUUGUGAAGCCAUAUACACCUGUAUCUGAUUCCUUAUUCUCAGAGUUCAAGGAACCAGUUCUUCCCAACAAUAUGUACAUCUACUUUUUGAUCAAAAUCUACCCUGCUGGAUUCUUCACACCGGAGCUUGAUCAGCUUCAGAUUGGAGAUUAUGUUUCUGUAAGCAAUCCUGAGGGCAAUUUUAUAAUAUGCCAGCUCCAAGAACUGGAAGAUCUGUUUUUAUUGGCAGCAGGAACAGGCUUCACACCAAUGGUUAAAGUACUGAAUUAUGCUUUGACUAAUAUACCCAGUCUCAGGAAAGUGAAGCUGAUGUUCUUCAAUAAAACAGAGGAUGACAUAAUUUGGAGAAGCCAGUUGGAGAAAUUAGCAUUUAAGGAUAAAAGAUUUGAGGUUGAAUUUGUCCUCUCAGCACCUACUUCCGAAUGGAGUGGCAAACAGGGAUACAUUUCACCAGCUCUGCUCUCUGAAUUUUUGAAAAGAAGUUCAGACACAUCCAAAGUCCUCAUCUGCCUUUGUGGACCAACGCCAUUUACAGAACAAGGAAUGAAGAUGCUGCAUGAUCUGAACUUUUCCAAAGAUGAGAUCCAUAGUUUUACAGCAUAA